This is a messenger RNA of Sitophilus oryzae (rice weevil), 2138 nucleotides long. It is a transcript of the gene exd, whose product is annotated as homeobox protein extradenticle. Bases 640 to 1728 code for a protein of 362 amino acids. Gene Ontology annotation, biological process: embryonic organ development; animal organ morphogenesis; regulation of transcription by RNA polymerase II. Gene Ontology annotation, molecular function: DNA-binding transcription factor activity, RNA polymerase II-specific; RNA polymerase II cis-regulatory region sequence-specific DNA binding. Lineage: Eukaryota; Metazoa; Arthropoda; Insecta; Coleoptera; Curculionidae. The transcript is spliced from 7 exons. Gene Ontology annotation, cellular component: nucleus. The record is from RefSeq and is a predicted model, not a curated record.
UGACCUGAAUAUUGUCAACAAAAACAUUACAAUUUGAUAAUUACUUUAUUUAUGUAAUUCCUAAUAAAUAACUUUUAUUUGCAGAUUAUCACGUAAAAUAAAUACCUACAAGCCUAGAAUUUUAAAAGUGAGAGACUUCUGCACGCGCAAAUUAAAUUUAACCUUUUAAAUUAGAUUCCUCGAAGUAUGUUGUAGUGGAAUAACAUUCUCUGAGUCCCAUUUAAUAAUAGUCUAAUUAGUUACUUGAAUAAAUGCAUUUUUACUUUGGAUUUAUUAUUGUGUAUGCGAUGUAUGCCUCUAUCUACUAAUGUAGUUAGAUACAGUUAGAUAGGUACCACCAUGGUACCACAGUACCACCUUAUAACUCUAUUUAAUUUAUGGACCUUUGAUACCACCUAUAGCACGUAUUUAGAAGCCAAUGAAGUGGACAAAGGAUAAGCACGUGUUCUGCCGAUUAAAGUUCAAAAAGAUUUCUAGACAAUUGUGUUUUUUGACAGCUGGACCCAAGCCUUCUUUUGACAGCUACUAUCGUUCCCAAAAAAGUUGUUAUGCUUGGGUCCCUUUGUUUAUUCUUCAUCAUUUAAAGUAAUUUAAGUUUUAAGUUGAGAUUUUUACAUUACUUGACUUGUGCUAUAAAUUAUGGAUGAUCCUGGACGUAUGAUGAGCCAUACUGCGCCAGGUCUGAUGCCUCCUCAACCUUACGGAAUGACCCCUCAAGGUGAUGCAUCUUCAGGAGACAAUGAACCUAGAAAGCAGGAUAUUGGUGAAAUUCUGCAGCAAAUAAUGAAUAUUACAGAUCAAAGUUUGGAUGAAGCACAGGCUAGAAAACACACAUUGAAUUGUCAUCGAAUGAAACCAGCUUUGUUCUCAGUACUAUGUGAAAUCAAAGAAAAAACUGUUCUGUCCCUUAGGAAUACUCAAGAGGAAGAGCCUCCAGAUCCACAACUCAUGCGGUUGGACAAUAUGCUGAUUGCCGAAGGCGUUGCUGGCCCUGAGAAAGGCGGUGGAGCUGGAGCAGCUGCUUCUGGCUCAGCUGCUGCACAGGCCGGUCAGCCUGAUAAUGCUAUUGAGCACUCGGAUUAUAGAGCAAAAUUGUCGCAAAUAAGACAAAUCUACCACCAAGAGCUAGAAAAAUACGAGCAGGCUUGUAAUGAAUUUACCACGCACGUAAUGAAUUUGCUCAGAGAGCAAUCACGGACAAGGCCUAUAACUCCCAAAGAAAUUGAAAGGAUGGUUCAGAUCAUUCACAAGAAGUUCAGUUCGAUCCAGAUGCAGCUGAAACAAUCGACCUGUGAGGCUGUAAUGAUUUUAAGGUCACGUUUCUUAGAUGCUCGCCGGAAAAGAAGGAACUUCAGUAAACAAGCUUCAGAAAUUCUAAACGAAUAUUUCUAUUCACACCUGAGCAAUCCAUAUCCUAGUGAGGAGGCAAAGGAGGAAUUGGCAAGAAAGUGUGGCAUCACUGUGAGCCAAGUGUCAAAUUGGUUUGGCAAUAAGAGAAUUAGGUACAAAAAGAACAUAGGCAAAGCUCAGGAGGAGGCCAAUCUAUAUGCGGCCAAGAAAGCAGCUGGGGCAUCACCUUACAGCGGUACCGCCACGCCCAUGAUGUCUCCAGCGCCGCAACAAGACUCCAUGGGCUACUCCAUGGGUUCGGCUUAUGAUCAGGGUUCGGCCUAUGACGCAAGCAGCUGUGGCUAUGAUCCGAUGCAUGGUCAAGAAUUGUCCCCUUAAAAGUACUUAUUUUAGGUAGGUUAUAGGACAGAUCUUUUUAGAUUUCCUUUUUGAAUGACGUCUAUAACUUUAUACUGUAUAAUCGAAAAAAAAACGGCGUUCAGUUGGCUUGAAAAUGACAGUCGUUGACCUUCCCUAUAUAAUUUUACAUAUAAAAUGACAGCGAUCUUUAUUUCAUAACCAUCGUUGACGGUUGGUUUUUUUAUCAUACUGUACCAUAUGGUAAAAAAAACGCGGCGUAAAAGGCGGCUGGGAAUGACAAUCAAUACCAGAACAUACUAAAGAAGAAUGCUAUAGUCUGUCCAACGAUAAGAUUCUUGACAGUGAUAGAUGUGUCUGUCAUUUUAAUUUCAAAGUAGUUUAUAUUAUUUUACAAAGAAAUAAGUUGGUACAACUGGAACUCAUAGCAG